This is a messenger RNA of Arabidopsis thaliana (thale cress), 1757 nucleotides long. RefSeq names its product O-Glycosyl hydrolases family 17 protein. Gene Ontology annotation, biological process: carbohydrate metabolic process. Gene Ontology annotation, molecular function: glucan endo-1,3-beta-D-glucosidase activity; hydrolase activity, hydrolyzing O-glycosyl compounds. The transcript is spliced from 3 exons. Lineage: Eukaryota; Viridiplantae; Streptophyta; Magnoliopsida; Brassicales; Brassicaceae. The record is from RefSeq and is marked reviewed. Gene Ontology annotation, cellular component: membrane; plasma membrane. Bases 215 to 1357 code for a protein of 380 amino acids.
ACUUUAUAGUAAGAAGCAAGAACAACACACACAGUCACAGUGUAACAUUAAUCUUCCUUUUUCUUUUUUUCCUUAAAAGUAAAAAAUGACCUUAUUUUGAUUCUUCCUCUGUACUCUACAAAAAACCUAUCUUUUAUAAACUACUUCUCAUGUGCUGAGAAAGAAACCAAGUAUCACACAAGUAAAGAAAAGAAAAACCUGUGCCAAAGGCAAAAUGAGGCAUCUUCUUUACAUUUUCCUCUUCAUUGCCUUUCUCAGUUUUGCAGGAGCUGGUCAAGAAUCAACACCCAUUGAAGCUCUAAACCUCAACAACAAUCUCCUUCAACUUCCUCAAACCACUGAUCUUGAUCUCGCUGUUUCAGUAAGUGGCAACAAAACCAUCACUGAGAUUUCCUCAAGUAUCAUAAAAGCUGAAACUUGGCUUAAAACCCAUAUCCUCUCUCGUUACCCUUCCACCAAAAUCACCACCAUUGUUAUAUUUUUCCCUGAUUCUUGCCAAACCACACAACACAGCUCUGAUCUGGUUUUAUCUUCUUUGAAAAACAUAUACCAUUCUCUCACAAGAUGGGGUCUCGAGAACAACAUCAAAGUCUCCUCUGGCUUCUCUUACCAAUGCUUAAACAACCCAAAAAGCUCAGAAAUGUUCAAACCUGUUCUCAUCUUCCUCAAAACCAUAAACUCAACUUUCACCAUAAACCCACCUCAAAACUUCCUUACUUCCCCUCAUAACCAUCGUGAUCUGCUUCAUUCCGUUGAAAAGCUCGGAUCUUUAAGCUUCAACAAAGUCAAUUUCUUAAACCCUGAGCCAGAACAAGAAUCUACAACGACGAUGACAAGAAGAAAUCUAAGAUCUUUAGUCAACCUCAGCAGCAAAUUCACAACCUCUUUCCCAACAUUACCAUCUCCGUCACCAGAAACUUCACCAAUUCACUCCUCAAUUGGAUCUCCAUCUCCACCUACUAUACCCUAUUUCCCUGAACCUUCACAAUCUCCGAUGGAAUCAAAUCAAGGGAUCUCUCUUCCACCGUGCCUUCCUUAUCAUCCAGCGCCGUCACCGCAACCGGUAAAGAAGAAGAACGUGGAAGGGCUAUGGUGCGUGGCGAAACCUAGCGUAGCGGCAGAGACAUUGCAACAGUCUCUGGACUUUGCGUGUGGACAAGGAGGAGCCAAUUGCGAUGAGAUUAAACCUCAUGGUAUAUGUUACUAUCCAGACACAGUCAUGGCUCAUGCCUCUUAUGCUUUCAACAGUUAUUGGCAAAAGACUAAACGAAACGGAGGUACUUGCUCUUUCGGUGGAACCGCCAUGCUUAUCACCACUGACCCGAGUUAUCAGCAUUGCCGUUUUGUUCUGAGUUAGAGAUUUGUCAGCCAUUGAAGAUCUGGAGACUGAGAAACAACGGAAGCAAAGAAGAAUGAUGAUAUUAAUUUACUAGUUUAAAUCAAUGGUUUAACUCUUUUAUCAUUUAGGGUUUAACUUAAUUAUUGUUUACUUUUAAUCCGUCCUUUGGCCCACUUGUCACUAUUAAUGGGCUUUGUUUUACCGAAACCGAAAUGGGCCUUAUUUUAGCCCAAAUGGAAAAAAAUAAUCAAAAACUUAUAUCAGAGCCAGGUUUCGAUCCUGGGACCUGUGGGUUAUGGGCCCACCACGCUUCCGCUGCGCCACUCUGAUUGUUUUGAAUGUUUUAUAUCCAAGUUUUAUAUAAGCGUUAAAUAAACCUUGGGUCGUUUGUUUUUGUUGAUGGGCUUUUGGUCUGUCA